Molecule: messenger RNA, 1890 nt
Organism: Rotaria sp. Silwood2
Lineage: Eukaryota; Metazoa; Rotifera; Eurotatoria; Philodinida; Philodinidae
Source: the annotation of a GenBank genome assembly
CCAGUUCAUUGUGCAACACUUCAUGUUUCGCAUCAUCUUGAACUUCAUUAUAAAAGUCAAAUGUCAAAAGACAUGAAUGAAAUAAAUCAUGUAUUAGAAGAUACAUGUUUAAGUACUGAAAAACAAAGUCAAUUGUAUUCCAAAUUCAAGACUACGAACAAUAGUGAUAUGGCGGUUCGAAACAAAUAUUUCAAUGAACCUUGUCAUUAGGACAAAGGAAAAAAACAUCAUUAAUAUCAUUUGUUUUCGUUCAACGAUUACUAAUGUUUGACAUGAUCAUUCAUUGGUUUUAUCUUUUCUUCGGACAAUUUUUUUAAUUCUUUUUCUUAAAUUUAUUGUACAAAAACCACAUAUAAUGAAAUGUAAUUUUUUUCAUAUAUAUCAAAAGAAAGAGAAAAAAAUUAAAUCCAUGUUAUAAAUUAUCAAAUAAAUAUCAUUAGUUUUUAUCCAUUUUCUAUCAUACGUACGUUGACAGAAGAUUACGUUUAGCUUAGUACUGUUCGAUGCUGCCAAAUUCCUCUGUAUUAUGUUCUAUAUACAUGUAUUUCUUUUUAAUUCAUUUGUUCCUCUUGGAUGGGGGUGGGCGUCGUCUGUUCUUUACAUCCACACCCACACCCUUUUGAGAUUUUUCAUACCUCCCUGAAGUCCACCUUAUGCAUAAACUCCUAACUCAAAAACGAUUAAUCACCUGACAUAGUUCCCUCGUAAGUGAAAAUAGAAGAAGUUUGCCAUGAAAUUUUUGAUCAGAAAAGAAAGGUGAACCAAACAGAUUGACAUAUUGGUGAGUUUCGAUGGAUUUUGCAAUUCUUGAGAUGGGUGUUUUUUCAGAUUAAUGGUAGAUUACUAAAAAAAAAACUUAGUGACUUUUGCUUGAUUAUCGUAAAUUCUGAUUUAUUUAGUAGAUUAAAGUUUUCAUAUAUUCCGAUAAAUCUGUUUGGCCAUCAAUUUAGUCUUCAACCGAAUAGGACUAGAACCUAUUUUGUUUCCUUUUUUAAUAUAUUAUUAGAUAAAAUAACGUUUAUACUUUUUGUUCGUUUGAUUUUUGAGAAAAUAAAGUAUUUUAGAAAAUAUUCCUUUAUGCCUUCCUUUUGCUUCUUGUUCACUACCACUCUUAAGGAAAAAAUUAUCUUCUUUCCUUCUACCAUAAAUAUAUACACUGUUCAAGAUCUUGAUAACCACGUCUUUCAGCAAUGUCUAUCUUCUAAUACGUUGAGAAUCUUUGUGAAAUGAUAAGUUCAAGAAUUUUCCUUAUAUAGUUUCAGUCAAUGUCUUUUAUCUGAACUGUUUGAUGACAAUCUUGACGUUUAUCCGUUGCAGGUAUUCCAUAAAAAGAUCAUCGAUUACUUGUUCUCACAAUUUGAAAAUCUCUUUGUUUUGUUAAAUCUCACACAAAGAAAGUUCGUCAAUAUCGUUUAAAAUCUUUUGCUUGUCACUCUAACCAAUGAAUAUAAAUUAACUAAAAAUGAAGAUGAACAAAUCACAGUUGCUGAUUAUUUUCAUAAUAGAUGAAAUAUUUCUUUACAGCAUCGACAUUUACCUGUUGUUGAAUUGUAUAUAUAAUUCAACUGAUAAAAAUCAAUCAUUUUCUUUUUAUCAAUGGAAUUAGUUAUUAUUGAUGAAUGACAACAAAAUUAGAAAGCAUUAACCAGUGAACAAUAUGCUAAAGUAACAAAACAAAAAUCUCUUGUUCGUCUUGAUGAACGUUAUAAAAUGAUUUGCAGUGUUGUUGAUGAAUGUCAACUUAAUAAUGAUUCAUAUUUAGAAAAAUGUUGUCUUAUUGUUAAUGCCAUGUUAAAAUAUUGUAUUCAAUUUAAUUUAUCAUCUAUUGAGAAAUUUGAAGCUGGUGUACCGCAAACAAUUUUAGUUCAUAUGAAUGAACUUAAAAUGUAA